Molecule: messenger RNA, 558 nt
Organism: Cyclopterus lumpus (lumpfish)
Lineage: Eukaryota; Metazoa; Chordata; Actinopteri; Perciformes; Cyclopteridae
Exons: 5
Coding region: 1-558 (185 amino acids)
Source: RefSeq, a predicted model, not a curated record
AUGUUUAUCAAAAAUGACAACCUACAAAACCCCCGUCGCCAACAUGAGUUCUUUCUGCGUAGUCGACCCUACAGGGGGGAGCCGCCGACAGUGGCAGGAUUUCUCCUCUACCCGGACACUCCCGCUAAGAUGGAGACCACGUCACGAGAAGCUUUCUGCUUUAAACAAGUCUCACAACAAGACAGAGGCAAAGGAGACCAUUUCAACCCGAACACACAGCAGGAAUUCCGUCAGUCUCAUCCCACAUCCUCAAGGCAAACAGGAAGAGGAAACGGCAGCAAGGACUGUGAACCAGGGGAGGACGAACAAGAAGGCAACAAUGAUCAGACAAAAGAACAAGAUACGGCAGAGAUGCAGUCUCAGUAUCAGAAAGAUUUUCCUCCUCCAUCCUCCUGCCGCAGGAGGCGGACACCUGCCCUCCCGCAGCCAGACAACAUCGGCAUCAACCCUGCCUUCAGGAUCGACUUUAGCACAGUGCAAAGAGAGAAUUUCCCUGGUUGGCCCAUCAUGAAUCCCAGUUGUUUAACUUCCUCUCAGGCGAGGAACUUCCAGCAGUAG